CCUACCACUUCCGGGGUGUGCACCAGAGUAACUGUUCCGGUCGGCUUCUCAUCGCAAGACCAACUCAUCGCUCCUCUCGGAUCAAUUCAAGUCAGAAAAUACUAAGUUUUUCGUUUUUCCUGAUACCAACAUGCCUUUAAAGUUUGAACUGUGUCCCGGGAGGAUGAUUGGAGGCAACCAUCCGUGUUUUAUCAUUGCUGAAAUUGGACAGAACCACCAGGGCGACAUCGAGCUUGCCAAGAAGAUGAUAAAAAUGGCAAAGGAUUGUGGUGCAGAUUGUGCCAAAUUCCAGAAGAGUGAACUGGAGUACAAAUUCAACAAACGAGCCUUAGAACGCGCCUACACUUCCAAACACUCGUGGGGGAAAACUUAUGGCGAUCACAAGCGCCACCUGGAGUUCAACCAUGAGCAAUACAGGGAGCUACAGAAAUAUGCAGAGGACGUGGGAAUCUUCUUCACUGCCUCGGGAAUGGAUGAGAUGGCCGUAGAGUUUCUCCAUGAGCUGAAUGUGCCUUUCUUCAAAGUGGGCUCAGGAGACACCAACAACUUCCCUUAUCUGGAGAAGACGGCCAAGAAAGGGCGCCCCAUGGUGGUGUCCAGUGGGAUGCAAUCCAUAGAGACAAUGCGUCGGGUAUACAAAACAGUGAAGGAACACAACGAAAACUUUGCCAUCUUGCAGUGUACCAGCGCAUACCCCCUUGAGCCUGAGGAUGUCAACCUCAGAGUGAUCACAGAAUACCAAAAGGAAUUCCCCGAUAUUCCAAUUGGCUAUUCAGGCCACGAGUCUGGAAUCAGUAUUUCGGUGGCAGCUGUUGCUUUGGGGGCAAAAGUCAUCGAACGUCAUGUGACACUGGACAAGACGUGGAAGGGUAGUGACCAUGAGGCGUCACUGGAGCCUUCUGAGCUGGCUGAACUGGUUCGCUCUAUCCGACUUGUGGAGAAGGCGCUGGGUAGUGGACUCAAGCGGAUGCUUCCUUGUGAGAAACCAUGCCAUGACAAGCUGGGGAAAUCUGUGGUGGCCAAGGUGAAAAUCCCCAAAGGAACAGUCCUCACUCAGGACAUGUUGACGGUGAAGGUGGCCACGCCCAUGGGUGUAGCAGCCGAAGACAUCUUCCAGCUGAUUGGCAAGGUUGUAACUGAGGACGUGGGAGAAGAUGAGAGCGUCAUACCAGAGGUGGUGGAGAGCUAUGGGAAGAGGGCCAAAUGCUGAUAUUUCCAAGACUGGGACUAAAGCACUUACGUACAUGGUGAGGCCCUUAAUCAUGUGGGCAUAAUUUGGCGGGUGAUUUUUUUUGUAUAAGUUUCAGUAAUCACGAACAAGAGUGGGUAAUUGUCCUAAGAGGCGGCAAUGACAAUGUCUCCUCUUCCUAAAGGCAAUGAUGCACUGAUGAAAACAAGAGGUCACGUGUACGGUAAUUAGUGGCCAAUGUCAUAAACAGUGAAGAAGGCUGCUAAUUAGCCCCGGCUCGAUGAAGUAUCUGCUCUAUUGCUUCUUUGUAGAAGGCAGUGUCAAUUUGUUUGGUGCCUGUGAAAUAAAGAUUUAAAUCA
This is a messenger RNA of Doryrhamphus excisus (bluestripe pipefish), 1548 nucleotides long. It is a transcript of the gene nansa, whose product is annotated as N-acetylneuraminic acid synthase a. Gene Ontology annotation, molecular function: N-acylneuraminate-9-phosphate synthase activity. NCBI's taxonomy places the organism in Eukaryota, Metazoa, Chordata, Actinopteri, Syngnathiformes, Syngnathidae. Gene Ontology annotation, biological process: carbohydrate biosynthetic process. The record is from RefSeq and is a predicted model, not a curated record.